AAAAACUGUAGCUAAACACAUAUCCAUCUUCUGCUCUAACUUCAAAAUUUCAAAUAAGGCCAAAAAUAUUUGAUUUAUGCUUAUCCUUAUCCCUCAUACGUAUCUGAAAUCUUUUUCACUUUUGAAUGCGUAAUUUUCAAAUCUAAAUCUUCAAAAUAUUUAAAGAUUUCAAAUGCUAUUACUAUAUUAUUAGCUUCAAAUUUCACUUCAUUAAGAUCUAUUGUCUACAGGUCCAUGGCAUCAGCCUUGUGCAGAUCAGAGGAGAAAAGCUUUUAAUUCAUGAUAUUUUGUCUUAAAACGGAUGCGAAAUUUAUAAGCUCCUUUAUGGGGUAGAAGUGGUAAGAGAUGGUAUUGCAAUUCAACUAUCUGUGGACAUGGAAGAGAUACCGGAUGAAGUUGGGCUUCUAGAGCAUAGAUACCCCAAUACUGCAUGGUGGCCUUCAGAUUUUGCUGAAACGUUUGGAUCUGUUUCACUUGAUGGCAAAGAAGAAAUUAUGAGGAAUCGGGAACUAACUGAGAGAGAAUAUGAUAGGUUAUCCCCUCAGACUGCUUCCCAGAUUUUCUGGAAAACUGGAACACUUUCCGAACCAAUUCCAAAUGGCUUCUAUUCUGUUGUUCCUGAGAAGAGGCUAAAGGAACGUUUUGAAGACAUUCCUACGUUGGAUGAGCUUGAGGGUUUAGGAGCAGAUGUUAUACUUGUGGAUGCCAAGAAAGACAAGAAGCUCUCAAUGCUAAAGCAACUGAUUGUUGCACUGGUGAAAGGUUUGAUCUCAAAUCCUGCAGCAAUGAUUAAAAAGAUAGCUGGAUUGGUGUCUGAUGUUUACAAACGACCAAACUCGGAACUAAGUCAUGCUAAAGCUGCACUUGAGGAAGCCUCUCACAUUUCUGACAACCAAGGUGUCCAGAUGUUAGGUCACAUAAAGCAUAGCUCAUCCCGUCCUCGAGCAAUAUUAUUCAAAUUGCUUGCAGAUACUGUAGGUCUUCAAAGCCGGCUAGUUGUGGGUUUGCCUGCUGAAGGGGCGUCCGAAUGUGCAGAAUCUUAUAAGCACUUGUCUAUACUAGUUGUGCUAAAUUCUGUGGAGCUACUUGUUGACCUUAUGCGUUUUCCUGGUCAACUUAUUCCACGAACAACCAAGGCUAUUUUUUUAACCCACUUAGCUGCUGGGGAGAGUGAUUCUGCAGAAAAUGAUUCCUGUGAUUCGCCUCUGGAGCCUAACAGCCCCCUCUAUGGGUUUUCAGAGAGAAAUGAUACUGAUAGUUCUGAAAAAGAUGAGAUCCUCCAGUAUCAGAGGAGAUUUGAGGCAUCUUCAAAUGCUGCAGGAUCUUCAUUGAGGAGUAUGAUGUUGCGCUCUAACACUUCAAUUGACAGAAAACUGAGUUUGUCGCAUAAUGAACCUAGUACUGCUACAACAGUUUGGAGAAGAGGUCGCAGGAAAGUUAUAACAGAACCGAGGACUGCAAGUUCAAGUCCUGAACAUCCUUCAUUUAGAGCGCAUGGACGGUCCAUGCUUAGUGAUGAUAACAAAACCUUCAGAGAUUAUUCAGAUGAUGUUGCUACUACAAGGUCAGAAGGUGCAUCAACAUCAGAAACACGAAGAAUACGAAGAAGAAGCAUUAGUAUAACUCCAGAAGUUGGUGAUGAUAUCGUAAGGGCUGUUAGAGCAAUGAAUGAAGCACUUAAGCAGAACCGACUUUUGAAAGAACAAGGGGAAAACAGUUCAAAUCAUCAUGCUUCAAACAACAGAGAUGGUGCUUCAGAUCUGAAAAGAGAUGUACCCAGAAGCAAAGCGCUUUCGGGGCCUGCUUGGUGCAGGAGAAUGGGAAUCUGGGAGCAGAUGAGUUCACAGAAAGCAAUGUCAUUACCCUCAUCUCCUCAUGAGUUGAGGAGGCAGGUUCCAGAAAGAAGUGGGCCAGGCAGGAUGAAUGAUGAAUUGGUCUCAACUUGGAACAGGAUACUGGAAUCACAUAUGUAUCAGGAUAAGCCUCUUCUACCUUUCGAAGAAUGGAAUAUAGACUUCUCCGAGUUGACUGUCGGCACUCGAGUUGGGAUAGGGUUCUUUGGAGAAGUUUUCCGUGGCAAGUGGAAUGGAACUGAGGUUGCUAUUAAAGUUUUUCUGGAGCAAGAUCUUACUGCUGAAAAUAUGGAGGAUUUCUGCAACGAGAUCUCUAUCCUUAGCCGACUUCGGCAUCCAAAUGUUAUACUGUUCCUGGGUGCCUGUGCAAAUCCUCCAAAUUUAUCAAUGGUUACUGAAUACAUGGAGAUGGGAUCUCUAUAUCAUUUGAUCCAUUUAAGUGGUCAAAAGAAGAGGCUUAGCUGGCAGAAGAGGCUCAAUAUGCUUGGGGAUAUAUGCAGAGGGCUGAUGUGCUUACACCGUAUGAAGAUUGUCCAUCGUGAUUUAAAAAGUGCAAACUGUCUUGUGAAUAAGCGCUGGACUGCGAAAAUUUGUGAUUUUGGGCUCUCAAGAAUAAUGACAGAGGCAUCUAUGAGAGAUUCGACGUCCGCUGGCACCCCUGAAUGGAUGGCUCCAGAACUCAUUCGGAAUGAACCUUUCACGGAAAAAUGCGACAUUUUUAGCUUUGGUGUGAUAAUGUGGGAGCUCUGUACCCUAAACAGACCAUGGGAGGGUGUACCGCCCGAUCGGGUAGUUUAUGCUGUUGCCAAUGAAGGAUCAAGAUUAGAGAUACCUGAAGGACCCCUUGGCAGACUAAUUGCAGAUUGCUGGGCUGAGCCAAACGAAAGACCGAGUUGUGAGGAAAUUCUUACUCGACUUCUUGACUGCGAAUACUCACUAUGCUAAGUGAAUUCACUUUUCCUUUGUAUAGAGGAACACAUGGUAGAGGUGUUAAAUGAUGUGCGGCUCAAGUUUUCACUUUCAUAUGAUUUUCCAGUUUUAGAAAGAAAAACAAAUGUACGUUUUGCCUGCACUCAAAACUUAGAAAUAUUCCUCUAUUUUUGUUGGGGUAAUUUAUUUACUCAUUUCUAAUAUCAGCAAGCAAUGAUCAGAAUUCAUGAUCUCUUUUUGUCCA
Molecule: messenger RNA, 3027 nt
Organism: Lycium barbarum (goji berry)
Lineage: Eukaryota; Viridiplantae; Streptophyta; Magnoliopsida; Solanales; Solanaceae
Product: serine/threonine-protein kinase EDR1
Exons: 18
Coding region: 375-2798 (807 amino acids)
Biological process (GO): protein phosphorylation
Molecular function (GO): ATP binding; protein kinase activity
Source: RefSeq, a predicted model, not a curated record